Linum trigynum is the source of this 3367-nucleotide messenger RNA. Lineage: Eukaryota; Viridiplantae; Streptophyta; Magnoliopsida; Malpighiales; Linaceae. The record is from the annotation of a GenBank genome assembly.
AAUCCUACAUGAGGUUAAUAGUAUUCAAAUAUCAAAGUGUUCCGAAAUAAAUGAUAGUCGCUUUUGUCUAUUAGCAUGUGAGCUCCUCAAUAUAUAUGUAAAAUCUAAUCUUCUUAGCUAAAACUAGAGAAAUCACUUUAUACCAAUUACCGACCAAUAUCAUAUGAAAUUUUUUGUCUCAUUAGACGAAUUAAUCACUUCAUUCGUAAUUUUACGAUGUAAUAUCAUCUUUCUUAAGGGGUCGUUUGGAUGUGGAAAUGUAAUGCAGUAAUUGGACCAAAUUACUACAUAAUGCAGUAAUUGGGUUAAAAAUCCACGUUUGGGAAAGCAAAAAUUGUAUGGAAAUCGGACCAUGGAAAUCGGCUUCAAUUACCACAUUCAUGGUAAUUGAUAAUACUAUACCUCCCCCUAGUAAUUUGAUAUUACCACGUUUUCUUACUUCUUUUUACAAAUUCCACACCAUCAAUUCCCAUAAAACUAAACCUUAUCCAUACGUGAAUUUUUUUUCAAUUUCCACAACUAAAUUCUUUAGUUUUGUAAAACAUUGGAAACUCGGACAAAUUUCUAACGUUUUAAAAUUUCCACAUCCAAAAGAUAGGAUUCGAAGUUCAGUGACCAAUUUGUUGUGACAUCAGAGUCUAGUGACUGCCAAAAAGGUGAAUGGAAAAAAUCGAACUUCUAGGUUUAACUUUAACCCCACGCUUCCCACGCACGACGACACAGCACGCAAAGCACAGACGGACACGUGGCCGGUUACCAUUCGCAACCGGCACGAUAGCAUUUCCCCUCUUACCUUUUCGUUUUUGUCUUUUUUUUUUUCUUCCUCUUUUGUUUUUUUUUUUUUUUUGCGCGCAUUUUUCUUUCUUCAUUCCGUCCGUCCGUCACUCAGCCAAUCUCUCAUCUCAUGUGAUCAGUUAUUUUCUCUCUCUUCGAUUUCGUGCUGCUUCUUCUCCUCCUUUUCCUUUUUUCUCUAUCUAUCUAUCUGUCUGUUUGUCUGUCUACUUUCUCUAGAUCCAAACACCCUCUCCUUCUUUCCUUCCUUCCUUCGUACCCUUUCUCCGCAGUUCCGAGUUUCUCCGUGUGCGUUGCUUCUCUCUCUCUCUCUCUCUCUCUCCUCGGCGCGUCCGUUUUCCCGAUCCGAGGAGGAGUUUCUUUCUCGCGCUUUUCUUCGUCUUCCAACCCAUUGGAAACCAAAGGUUCGUCUUUCCUCCCCGCUGUUUGAUUGAUCCAUUUACUGUUCCAUCUCCUGAUUGUGGUAGUCAUUCGGCGGAUUAGGGUACCUGGUGCAGAAUUGGUCUGAUGAGGGUAGGAUUGUUCUUUGAAUCGACGGAUCUGUGAGUUCUGAAUUGGGGUUAGUUGGAUCUGAUUGAUUGCCUGCUUGUAGAAUGGUUGGAUCAUCGUUUGUAGGUUUGUUUGAAUAUCAGAAGCAAUCAGUAUGUAUCGGAAAAAAGGAAUUCUGGGUAGACGUAGAUUUUGUAUUAUUUGAUCUGAAUCUGAGGUAAUUUGAUCAUGUGAUGGAAAUGGAUCUCGGGAUUUGAAGUAUUGUUCUGUCGAGUAUUUGAUCUGAUGGCAGUUUGACAGUCUAGUACGUUUACCUGCUGAAUUGGAUGUCUUAGGUCGGUGAGGGUGUGAAAAUUGAGCUCUAUUACGAAUGCUUUGAAGUCGUAAGAGAGCUAGGGUUUGUUGCUAUGGUUGAUGUCUGAGCUAUAUAAAUCAGGAGACCAACAAUUAGCCUUUUUUUUAAUCUUCUUGGGUUAUCUUCAUGUGAGGAUUUCGUCAAUUUUUGUUGUAUGAUAUGGUGUGAUUGCCUGAUUGGCCCUUUUUAAUAUGUCUUGCAUUUGUUUGCAUAGGUGAUGUUUGAUUGGCGUGUUUACUGGGUUCUUUUCGUGGUGUAGGGAAGGCAAUGUGAGCAGUUUGUCCCAUAUUCGUGAUUGUUGCUUCAUUCCCCGGCAUUCUGGAUUUAGUUUUCAGGCUGUUCUGUCUCGGUGUAUGCAAAGAUGGGCAAAUGCAGCGGUUAUGCAAAGCUUGGAGGAUUGGUGUCCAGGGAUCAAUCCGUUAGUGGCUACCAUUUUGCCAUUCUCUUGUCUCCCGUUCUCUCCUUCUGGGAUUGCAUCGUUCGGAAAAUGAGGUACUCCUACAGACCUGAGUGGGUGUAGCUCUCAGCCACUUGUAGCUCCUGUUCCAUAAUCGAUACUGAAAAUUAGGGUAGUAAACCACUUUUAGCAAUAUAGGGGAACAUGUACACUGUUUAGAGGAGGAUUUCGGAGUUCUCACUAGGAUUACGUUAUAGAUUGAGCAAAAAUAGAACUUCAUUCUUCAUAGAGUUUGGAACAGUUUUAAUUUUAAAUAAAUGGAUAGCAUAGCGGGUAAACCCGUAGUGAGGAAAGUGAAGAAGAAGCAGGUGAAAGGUGAGAUGGACCGCCUCAAACAGGCUGAGAAGAAGAAGAGGCGCCUGGAGAAAGCAUUGGCUACUUCAGCUGCCAUUAGGUCCGAACUAGAGAAGAAGAAGCAGAAGAAGAUAGAAGAACAACAGAGGCUCGAUGAAGAGGGUGCUGCAAUAGCAGAGGCAGUAGCGCUGCACGUUCUGCUUGGCGAGGACUCCACUGAUGAUUCCUGUCAGAUUGUACUACAAAAAGAAGAAGGGUUCGAGUUCAACCCGUGGGAUUGUGCCCCUGAAAAUCUCAAUAUCUACAUGGACAAGAGUGGAGCAUCAUUCCUCCCACAUCAUUACUGUGCCGGCGGGGAUGGUGAAUGGUCGUCGUUCUCUUAUGGCUCCCUUGGUGGAAUGGAUGUACGAGGAUCGUACUUUGGUGAUGAACGUAGCUGGGGAGCUGCAGCGGAGUUCUCGGCUGGUCUUAUUGCGGCUCAGGCUGUUUCAUCUCUACAGAUUGGGGAGGAUGAUGCUGUCGACACAUUCGUCUUGGACGGAAUGCUGAGGGGGUAGAUAGAUAACAUUCACAUUGGAGCAGUGAUUCUCUGGUUUGCCUCUCAAUGGAGUCAAAAGGUCAUUUAGUCCAUCGCUUCAGAAUAAAUGCUUUGUUGUGUGUAUAUAUAGUUCUCGAGUGUCUUGCCCUCUUGUGUGUCCAGAUGUUCUGGGCUGAACUCCAACAGUUGUUGCACCAUAACACUCAACUGUUUUUAUUAUAGUUUUCUUUGAUCUUUUCUCUCUUUUUUUGGAUAUUCGAGGAUUUAGUUUCUCAUGCUUGUUGUUUCUUGAGAUGUAACAAUUAUGCAAUUUGGCCUUUGGGUUUCUUCUCAAUGUUGAUUUUGGUGUAUUCGAAUGUUGAUUUUGGUGUAUUCGAAUUCUUAUAUCGUAACACGGAUGUCAAUUUAGCCCCGGAAAAUAGAAUGAAUUGGUUGCCUGGAU